AACAACUUUCUUGCCAUUCCAUCAACUUUCAUCACGCAUAAAGUUGAUUCGUUUCCCUCUUUGCCCCGACCUUGAUUUGAGUUUCAAUCAUGGCUUACCGUAAUGAGGCUCCCUACCGUCCUCAGGAUGCUCAUGAGGUCUCUGAGAUGAUCCGCGGCCUGACCAGCCAUAUCAAAGGCAACGGUGGAACUGGUGGUUUCUCAUGCAAAAAGGCUACUUUCGACGUAGCAGGCUCAAGCAUCAAGGUCGAUUCCUGGAAGAUGCAAGAUUGGGAUUAUAAGAAGCCCAACCUCCCUACUUACGCCAGAGGUCUUUUUACAACCACAAACUCAAAAGGCGAGCCCGAAAUUGUUACCAGAGGAUACGAUAAAUUCUUCAACCACGGCGAGGUCAAAAAGACCGAAUGGAGAAACGUCGAGCAAAACACAAGAGGCCCUUACGAGCUCAGUGUCAAGGAAAACGGCUGCAUCAUCUUUCUUUCUGGUCUCGAGGAUGGCACUCUUCUGGUUUGCAGCAAGCACUCAACCGGAGCUCGUGAUGACACCGAAGUCAGUCACGCUGUGGCUGGUGAGAAAUGGGUCGACAGACAUCUUGCUUCUGUCGGAAAGGCGAAGAAGGAUCUCGCUGCCCAACUUCGCGCCAUGAACGCAACUGCUGUUGCUGAGUUAUGCGAUGAUGAGUUCGAAGAGCAUGUCCUUGCAUACAACCCCGAAACCGCCGGUCUCUACCUUCACGGCAUCAACUUAAACCUCCCCGAGUUUGCCACGUACCCUCAUGAGCUUGUCGACAGGUUCGCAUCUGAAUGGGGCUUUAAGCACACCAUGUUCAUCACAGAAAACGACAUCUCAACAGUCAAAUCCUUCCUCGACAAAAUCGCAGAGACUGGAAGUUACCAUGGCAGAGAGACUGAGGGUUUCGUCGUCAGAUGUCAGGCACGCGAGACACGAGAUGCACCAUUCGAGGACUGGUUCUUCAAGUACAAGUUCGAGGAACCCUACCUCAUGUACAGACAGUGGAGAGAAUGCACAAAGGCCAUCAUCGCAGAAAAGCCGCCCAAGUUCAAGAAGCACAAGGAGAUUACAGAAGAAUAUCUCCACUAUGCCCGUAAAAGACUGAAGGAGGACCCCAACCUCGGAAAGGAGUACAACCAAAACCAUGGCAUCAUCAAGCUUAGAGACGACUUUUUGGCGGAACGUGGCCUGAAGGGCUCUGACAUAAUUCGUCAGGAGCUUGAGAAGGGCAAUCAGCACGGCAUGGGUGUUGAUCGUAAUGUUGUGCUUGUACCCAUUGCAACCAUCGGUUGCGGUAAGACUACUGUUGCUCUCGCGCUCUGUAAGCUGUUCGGCUGGGGUCACAUUCAGAACGACAACAUCACAUCGAAACCGAAGCCAAUCAAGUUCGCCCAAGCGAUUUGCGAUGGACUCAUAGAUUACCCAGUCAUGAUCGCUGACAGAAACAACCACCAGCGUCGUGAGAGAAAGCAGAUCAUCGACGACGUGUUAAGAACCGUUCCUCAGGCUCACUUUGUCGCUCUCCACUACGUCCAUGAUCGCGCCAAUUAUGAUCAAAUCAAGCAGGCGACACGAGAGCGUGUAUUGAGCAGAGGAGACAACCAUCAGACUAUCCAGGCUGGCUCAAAAGGACAGCACGAGAUCAUUGGUAUCAUGGAUGGCUUCAUGGGCCGUUUCGAGCCUGUCAAGGCUGAGCGCGAGCCUGACAACUCGUUUGAGCACAUCAUCGAUCUUGAUGUCACCGCUUCAUCGCGUGAGAAUCUGGAAGUCAUCGUGUCUCAGCUCAACGCAGAGUUCCCCAAACUCUUUGGUGCGAUGCCGACAGGUGAAGAUCUUGACAGAGCCAUCGAAGCGGCACUGAACGACUACAAACCUGAUAUCAAGCAUGAGAUUGGUGGAAGCAACAAGUUCAAGAACAAGGCUCUCCAGCGCGGUCCCAACGGAGCAAACGGACAACCAGCACGAAAAGCUCCCAAGCUCGAGUACUUCAGUGCAACACUUGAUCCCAAGCGUGUUGCCAGUAUCCUUGACGCAGUCUUCCGUGACGCUGAUUUCGACACUGCAAAGACUUACCACGAGUUACAUACUCGGAACCGUGUUCAGUCUGAGUUUCAUGUCACAUUGAUGCAUCGUGCAUCUGCAACUCAGCACAAGGAUUACUGGGAACAGCUGACAGAAGCCCACACCAACGCCGCAAACAAGCCCAAUGCUGCCCCAGAGCCCGUCCUUGGUAGCUGCAAGGUUUUACUCGAACGUCUUGUCUGGGAUAACAGACUGAUGUGCUUUGUGGUUCGUAUGAUUCCUGACGAAAAAGACCAGGGUGGUGUACAAUGGCGCAGUGUCAACGACACAGCUCACAUCACAGUCGGCACAGUCAGCCCGGAUGUGAAGCCCAAGGAGAGCAAUGACUUGCUGAAGAUAUGGAUGCAGACUGGCAGUGGUGGUAGCACUGGCAUCAACGAGAUCAAGGUCAAGGGCCAAGUCGAGCUCCCAGCUACUAUCAAGAGUGUCUUGCAGAAGCAUUGAGUGUUUUUGAUAAAAGAGGUGGUUAUGUCCUGAUGAACACUAUUAGCAUGGGAUUACAUGGUCGGUUGUAGAAGCGGAGGAGAUGGCGUUGCUGGGAUUCAUCGAUUGCAACAAAGUAUUAGCUACAGUAUACACUGAGCAGUGAUGAAUGUCAGCUUCUAUUGCUGUAUUCUGCCAUGGCUUUCUGCUCCAUCGUGUAGGCUGAAAAUUAUACUUUAGACACGAAAACACAAGUCGUCGUCGGCUAGGUGAACCUCUGAUUGGUCACCAGCCCUACCGGAUAAAUUCAUGAUUGCUGGAUAAACUGUUUCUCGUGAAAGAUGGAGCCUCCUCCGCAAAAGUUUAACC
Messenger RNA from Aureobasidium subglaciale EXF-2481, 2885 nucleotides. RefSeq lists its product as uncharacterized. Gene Ontology annotation, cellular component: nuclear inner membrane. Gene Ontology annotation, molecular function: ATP binding; GTP-dependent polyribonucleotide 5'-hydroxyl-kinase activity; RNA ligase (ATP) activity. Bases 90 to 2537 code for a protein of 815 amino acids. NCBI's taxonomy places the organism in Eukaryota, Fungi, Ascomycota, Dothideomycetes, Dothideales, Saccotheciaceae. The record is from RefSeq and is a predicted model, not a curated record. Gene Ontology annotation, biological process: tRNA splicing, via endonucleolytic cleavage and ligation. The transcript has a single exon.